AUGAGCGUGAAAAAGAAUGAUCUCUAUGUCUAUGAUUUGGCAGACUCUAUUCUAAAGUCUUUGAAGCUGAUGUAUUUUGAUCAUAUGUUGAGGGAAGCUGAAAACAAUGAUGUAGAACAAACAACUAGCAAAAUCAUCCAAGAAGAAAAUGAAGGGAAGAAGAAAAAUAUAUCUAAUAGUUUCUCGUGUAGUAUUUGUGACACCAAAUUUACUGAUAGACCUUCCCAAAGGAGUCAUUACCAAACAUCUUUCCAUAUUUUUAAUGUUAAGAGAAGUUUAAAGGAUUUACCAUGUCUAACCUUGACUGAAUUUGAUAAACUGUUGGCAAAUAAUAAAACUAGCUUGGAGGGGCCAGAAGCUUCUUCUAAUUCUGAGUCUGAUUCUGAAUCUGAGCUAGAACAAAUCGAUGAAAAAAAGGAAGAAAAUGUUGCUCAAAGUGGAGACAUGUAUGAAAGUAGCCAGAGUUUUCUGGAUGAGUCCUUAGAAGCAGAAUUGCAAAAGUUGAGUGCAGAAGAAGCGGACGAAUCGGGUUCAAUCAGCUGUUUAAACACGAAAUCGCCACAGAUAUAUCUUAAAUCAAGCCUUUUACAAGCUGACGACGUUUUUGGAAUUUAUAAAGCGUUAUUUGAUUCUAAAAGUAUAUCGAGUCCCCUUGAUACCUUGUUCCGAUGGAAUGAUGACGAUGCUGGAAUAACUAAAAUAUCUGCUUUGUUUAUGGUAGGAGGAGGUCAUUUUGCAGGAGCUAUUGUAUCACACCAAAGAGCAAAUAUUAAAGGUAAUGCUAAGAAGCAAGAAACUUCCUUCCAAGAACAGGCGGUCCAAUUUAUUGAACAUAAAACAUUUCACAGAUAUACUACAAGACGUAAACAAGGUGGUUCACAAUCUGCAAUGGAUAAUGCUAAAGGUAAAGCUAACUCGGCAGGGUCUACUUUACGUAGAUACAAUGAAGCAGCCUUGAGAACUGAUAUCCAGAAUUUACUUGGUACAUGGGCGCCAUACCUUUCCAAAUGUGAAAAUAUCUUUUUAAGAGCAAGUAAUGUACAGGACAAACAAAUAUUCUUGGAAAAUAAUAAUAUUAAAAAGGAUGAUGAAAGAUUGAAGACUUUUCCGUUUACUACAGGUCGACCAACGUUAGGUGAACUAAGAAAGUCUUGGUGUGAAUUGACCUAUUUGAAAAAAGUUCCAAAACCUACCCCAAUCGAAGUGAAAAAGCUGACUUUGAAUAAACAAACGAAUGAAGACCCAAAAACUAUGAAACAUCAAGACGCUAAAGCCUCCUCUCCUCAAGAAAAAUAUACAGAAGAACUAAUUGCCUUGUUGAAGAAAGGUAGGGCACCUCUAUUAAUUGCAUAUUUGAAGAAAAAUAAACUGGACGUUAACUUUCUACUUGAACCUACAGCCAAAUAUAUCUCAACUCCAACGCUGUUACAUUAUGCGGCUAGCCAUAAUUUGAAGCAGAUGGUUACAAUUUUAUUAUCCAAUAUGAAGGCGGAUCCUUGUGUAAAGAACCAAUCUGGUAAAACGGCAUGGGAUAUGGCCAAGGAAGAAAACGUAAGACAGUCCUUCCAAAUAGCCCGGCAUUCACUUGGAGAAGAAUAUACAAACUGGGCGGACGCACAUGUAGGUGAUCCUUUAAGUAGAGAACAGGUAGAUAAGUUUAACAAAGAAGCCGAAGAGGCAGCUAAUAACGAGGCAGAAAGUAUUAUAAGAAAGGAACUAGAUGCUGCGAAAGAACGACAGCGUUUGGAACUAGAUAAGAAAAGAGGUGUGGGGAACAAAUUGGAUCCUUCGGGUAACAUCAAUAUCAAGCAGAAUCUUAAUUCACUUUCACCUGAACAAAGGCAACGGUUGAUGAGGGAGCAACGUGCUAGAGCCGCUGAAGCAAGGUUACAAAAAUCUAUCGCGAAGUGA
Naumovozyma dairenensis CBS 421 is the source of this 1911-nucleotide messenger RNA. It is a transcript of the gene VMS1, whose product is annotated as Vms1p. Lineage: Eukaryota; Fungi; Ascomycota; Saccharomycetes; Saccharomycetales; Saccharomycetaceae. The transcript has a single exon. Gene Ontology annotation, molecular function: nucleic acid binding; zinc ion binding. The record is from RefSeq and is a predicted model, not a curated record. The coding region runs from base 1 to 1911 and encodes 636 amino acids.